Molecule: messenger RNA, 237 nt
Organism: Parathielavia appendiculata
Lineage: Eukaryota; Fungi; Ascomycota; Sordariomycetes; Sordariales; Chaetomiaceae
Exons: 1
Coding region: 1-237 (78 amino acids)
Source: RefSeq, a predicted model, not a curated record
AUGUCCGCAAGCUCCGGCGUCGAUGGAUGGUGCAACGUCUGUUCGCACGCCAACAACGAGCACAACUACUAUACCUGCGAAGCGAAGGGCUGUCGGAAGAAGUUCAAGGUCUGCCAGACAGGCAGCCAUCAAGAGUGGGAAAUAGAGGCAGGCUAUGUGCUUUGCAAGUGGUGUCGGGACCAUCCUUACGCGUGCAGCAGGGUUGACGCAUACAACAUCAAGCGACUGACUGGCUGA